AAAAGGAAAUCGCGAAUGGCAUAUGCUUUGACCAGUAGAUGAGGCCGUGAUUCCUAAGGAUCGCCCUCCAACCCCGGCCAACAGACAGACAGAGGGAGCAGAGAGAGAGAGAGAGAGAGAGAGAGAGAGGUUUGAUCGAUCGAUCGAUCGCGAACAUGUGGUGUGCGUCUUGUGUUACCUCUUGCUGCGCCAGCUGCACCUGCGGCCUCUGCACCUCCGUCGCCGGCAGCAUAUCCCGCCGCUCCGCCCGCCUCGCCUAUUGCGGCCUCUUCGCCCUCUCCCUCAUCCUCUCCUGGAUCCUCCGCGAGGUUGCGGCCCCUCUUCUCGAGAAGAUUCCAUGGAUAAAUACUUUCACCGAUGCUCCAUCAAAAGAAUGGUUUCAAACCAAUGCUGUCCUUCGUGUCAGUCUUGGAAAUUUCUUGUUUUUCACAGUAUUUGCUCUCUUGAUGAUUGGCGUCAAGGACCAGAAUGAUAGACGGGAUUCAUGGCACCAUGGUGGAUGGAUAGCAAAAAUAAUUGUGUGGAUAGUGCUCAUUGUUCUUAUGUUUUUUCUUCCAAACAUAGUGAUUACAAUCUACGAAACAUUAUCCAAAUUUGGUUCUGGAUUUUUCCUUCUGGUUCAAGUGGUUAUACUUCUUGAUUUCACACACUCAUGGAAUGACUCCUGGGUUGAAAAAGAUGAGCAGAGAUGGUACGUGGCUUUACUGUCUGUAACAGCAGUAUGCUACCUUGCUGCUUAUGCACUCUCAGGAUUGCUUUUCGUCUGGUUCAAUCCCUCUGGUCAUGAUUGUGGCCUCAAUAUUUUCUUUAUCGUCAUGACAAUGAUACUUGGUUUCAUCUUCGCCAUUGUUGCUCUUCAUCCUCAGGUGAAUGGGAGCUUGUUGCCUGCGGCUGUAAUCUCAGUUUAUUGUGCAUAUGUAUGCUUCACUGGCCUCUCAAGUGAGCCGAGGAAUUAUGCGUGCAACGGUCUCCAUAACCAUGUCAAACAAGUUUCGACCGGUACACUUGUACUGGGAAUGCUCACCACAGUUCUCUCUGUUGUCUACUCGGCAGUUAGGGCUGGAUCAUCUACUACAUUUCUGUCACCUCCAUCCUCUCCCAAAUCAGGUUCGAGAAUUCCACUGCUCGGAGGAAGUGAUGCUGAUGCAGAAACAGGAAAACAAGAGAAGAAAGACACUGAAGCGCGGCCAGUUAGCUACUCGUACACAUUCUUCCACCUUAUCUUUGCCCUGGCAAGUAUGUACUCAGCCAUGCUUCUCACUGGAUGGUCCAGCUCAACUUCCGACAGCUCAGAGCUGAUCGACAUAGGUUGGACGUCAGUGUGGGUUCGGAUCUGCACCGAGUGGGCCACAGCUGCUCUAUAUAUCUGGACUUUAGUUGCUCCAUUGGUCCUGCCUGACCGCGAAUUCUACUAGUCAACUUGCCCUGAACAAAGCAGGUCACGUAUCUCUACGUGAUUUUAGUAAUAUUGUGCUAUUAGUAUGUAAAUAGCAAUAUGGGUAAUGAACAGCAGCAGAAGUUGAACACAUUAAACUAUUUUCGUCUAUCAUUGUGAAACUAUUUGCUAUUUUGUGAUUGUCUAGAUUCAGUAAGUUUGCCGCGGUUUGCCAAAAGUAGAAUUCAGUUAUCUUCAUUCUCACUUUUACA
Molecule: messenger RNA, 1647 nt
Organism: Zingiber officinale
Lineage: Eukaryota; Viridiplantae; Streptophyta; Magnoliopsida; Zingiberales; Zingiberaceae
Product: serine incorporator 3-like
Exons: 6
Coding region: 156-1415 (419 amino acids)
Cellular component (GO): membrane
Source: RefSeq, a predicted model, not a curated record